UCUUGUGCCAGAAAUGUGUGGUGAAGAAAAUAAUAUAGGGGUAGAUAUUUUGCCGGAAGUAUUUGAUGCAGUAAUGAACGGUACCAAAAAUGUGAUAGAAAACGUUCUAUUACCUGAUUCAAAUACUACAGGUAAACACGAUGAGUUCAAAAGCACCAAGUGUGUUGGUGACGGGCUUCUGGACCUCAUACAAUGCGUGGUGGCCUCGAAGAUGGAAAGUUUUCGGCAAGAUCUUAGUAAGGUCGCGUUCCCCAAAACACGGCCCGGGGUCUUCCAGGGGCACAAUAUGAACUCCAAGAUCCAGGGCAGCCUAGAGGAGUGGAUUAAGGAGUUUAUCAAGGACAUGGUUCCAGAUACAAAUUGUACAUCUGAUGAAUAAACUAUUUGUGUAUACCUACUUAUAUACAUUGAUAUUGAAUUG
Molecule: messenger RNA, 421 nt
Organism: Cydia strobilella
Lineage: Eukaryota; Metazoa; Arthropoda; Insecta; Lepidoptera; Tortricidae
Exons: 2
Coding region: 14-379 (121 amino acids)
Source: RefSeq, a predicted model, not a curated record